CAGGUACACACAUUUUGGAAAUAUGUGUAAUUUUUUUUCCUAACAAUAAUUAUUACAAUUGCUAUGUUGAGUUGUCACCUGCCGAAAUUAGUUGGCCCUUUAAAUACGGCCGCGAGUCCAGAAUCGACAAGUAAUCAUUGUACGGCCGUCACAGAGCUCACGGCAAGUCGACACUUUCGGUGAGUGUUGUUUUUUCUGUUAUUAUUAUUUUAUGCUAUUAUUAAAGUUACAUAAUUCGAGGUUUUAGUUAUAGUUAUAGGUUAUAGUAAUUAUAGUCAGUUUGUUUGGUAUUGUUAUUGUUUCUAUAACUGGAAUACAAUACAAGAUGUUCAAAUACAUUAUAACACACGAGUAUAGGUACCUAAUAUAUGGUAUACAAUUUUUUUCUUUCGACUUGAAAAUCCAAAUCAAAACAACAGUGAAAAAAUCGUAACACAAUCGCGUAUACAUCAUGAUGCCUACUAUAAUACUUCGAUAUAAACGUCUCGAAAACCUUAACAAUUGAAACCGUAUUUCGAUGAAUAAAAUAAAAUUUUUCGCUUGUUUGGCGAUAUUAAAAUAUGUAUAAUAAAACGGAGCUGUAUUUGAUUAGUGUUUUUUUUUUUCAAAUAUUAUUAUACGCACAAGACGUGUAUUAUUAUUAUUUUUUUUUUUGUAAUCUAUACUUCGAACGGCCAAUUGAUACUCGAUGAUAUAUGUACCUAGUUGACGCGAAACGUACAUGUAUAUAUCAUAAUAUAAUAUAACGUUAAAAUAUUUAAAAUUAAAAAAAAAAAAAAAUCAUUAGUUUGUGAAUUGCAAAAAUGUUUUCGUAAAUCGUAUGCGUACAUACAUACAGUAACACUAUUAUUAUCAAAUACUUAUAGGCAUAAUAAUAUAAUGUUCAUUGAUAAACGUAUAAAGUGUAAUUGAAUAUCGUACGUAUGUAUGCAUAUAGGAAAAAUUUAGUCAACGCGUAAUACGACCGGCAUAGUUCACGGUCAAUUGUUUAUAUUCAUUUCAUUGAUUAAUAAAAUAAAAUUUAAAGUAAUAACAUCGGUGUAUUGACACUGGUCAGCACUGUGAUAUCAUAAUACACUAUACCUAUACACUAGACCGAUAACCAUGUGUGUUUACAAAAAAAUAAUCCAGGGGCGGGGGUGGUUGUUAAGGUGUUAAGGUUGUACACUUUCAUAAUCAUAUAACAAAGAAGCUUAUAUACUUUCAACUAUUAGAUUAUAACUUAGAUUAUUUAUUUUUCAAUUAAAAUUUCAAUAUUUUAUAUAAAAUUCAUUUAUAGCCUUUCAGGUACCUAACUAUUACUUUAUAAGAAUUUCAUUUAAUUAUCAUAAUACUUUCUAAAAUAACAGGAGAAAGAUUAAUUAAAACACUUCUGUAGCUUGAUUGAGCAUUAAUGGUAUUUUUUACAACACGAUUAAACAUAUUUUUCGGAAUAUAGGAAUACAAAAGAAAACCUUAACGAUUGCGUAUUAAAAAUACUGCGACGUUGCCAUUGCUAUAUUUAAUAAAUUAUAAAUUAUAUUGUACAAAUAAUACGAGUAAUAAUUGUACGAGUUAAAAAAAAAAAAAUAAUAAUAAUAAAUACAAAAUAUAAUUUCAUGAUAUCUGAGUUUCUAUUUCCAAUUUAUCAUAAAUAUAAAAAUAACGACUUUGUGUUUUUACAUUUUAAAUAUUAGUUGAAAGCUUUUAUUAUUUAAUGAAAAAAACAUUAGCUAGUAGUAAUAAUCAUCAAAAUACUCAGUAUUACGUCAUUAGUUUCAGUAUUUUUGCAGUUAAACACUGAAGACGUAUUUACAUUUUUGCCAUCCCGGAGCAUUUUGGUGUCCGUUCACAACACUAAUUUUAGGGAUUGCCAAAAUAAAGCCAGAUAUUUAAGAAAUCAAAAAACAACCUCCUUAAUAAGUACCUUCCCAGUCAGAUUUUUAUUCAGAAAAAGUUCUAUCAUUGUAAAUCGGAGCAAAAUUACUGGUAGAAAAGUUGUCCCCAGAAAAAAAAAAUCGAACUAUUUUACUAAUAUAUUUUAUAAAUUUUCCCGUUUUUCCUUUGUUUUUUUUUCGGUUUUUCCCAUUUGAUGAGAAAAUUCCUGAAAAAUCGAAAAAUGAUUACUCUAAAGUACUACCGUAAGAAAAUUGCCUUUCAGAAAAGGGUUUACAUCGUGUAUAUCGGAGUAAGCUUUCUGGUAGAAAAAGUGUUCAUAUAAAAAAACAAACAUCUUUGUAAACCAAUACAUUAUUCGCUACACUCAGAAUCUAAGCAUUUAAGAUUAAAAGUUAAGUUAAUAUUCAAAUUAACUUUUAAUGUUUCAACUUUUCUCAAUUGAAUUAAUUAAAUUAAUAUUAUUUAUUGUAACUUGCCCAUCAGUAUUUAAUCGAUAAAAAAAAUAAUUAUAAAUUAUUAAAAAUUAUUAAAUUAUUAAUAUUUGUAUAGCGAAAUACUUCAAAUAUUAUAUUAUAUACUAUAUUUGUUACUUAAUUUUUUCCAGAAAGUUUCUUUGUACUAAACCGGAAGUCCAUCGUACAUACAGAAUAAUCAUGACUGGAUAUCUGACAAUUAUCGGUAACUAUUGUGAAAUUCUAUCUAUGAACAAAUCUUCUACAGAAAUCUUGCAAAAAAAAAAAACUGUUUAGAUCUAAUUGCCUAAUACAUUGGCAAGGUCUAAAAUAAAAAAAAAACUACACAUUUAACACCGAGUGUAAAUAUAUGUUUACAUAUACCAUAUAUACGAUAACUAACUUAAAACAUGUUUAUCUCUUUUUUUUAUAUAUAUAUAUUUAUUUACAAAUUAAUAAUAAUCAUUUAUUUAUUUACCUAUCUUUUUAUUAUUUUUCCAUAUAAUAAAAAAUAAAUUAUUUUCCUACUGAAUUUGCGAGAGGCGGCGCAAAAAACUUGUUUUAAAAAAAAAUAUACAUAAAUUAGAAAAAAAAAACCGAACGAACAUACUUCACACUAUGAGUGUGCCACUGUUGUAGGUGAGAAAUUAGGAUGGUGGUAGGAUAUAGAGGGGAAUUAUUUGAUUUCUAUCUGUACGCAAUAAUUAAUCAUUGCUAAUGAAAAAUGAUUCUGAGCGGAGCUCGGUCAAAAGACCACAAGAGAGCUCGGUAAACAUCAUUGUAAAACCAAUAUAUUCUUCACUUCACUCAGAAUAUAAAAUUUAACUUUUUCUUUUGUUCAACAUUGCAAAUAUUGAAAAAAAAACGAAUUACGAACACUCUAUAAGAGUUUUUACCGUAAAGUCCAUCUUUUCCUGUGUCUUCCUCGUAGUCUUCACUCUUGGCCAUGUAUGGUUUCUAUUCCAUUCCUUGUUUUCUCUUAUUUUCGUCAUGUGACCUAACCGUCUUAUCCUUUGUUACUAAUACCAGUUCCAUCUCUAAUUUUACUGGUUUUCCUAAAGUUUGAUCUAAUAGUUUACAAUAUUAUGUUGAAACUUUAAUUUUGUGCGUGGUUGUUUUCCAAUAUUCCAAUUUUAUUUCGAGUACAAAUUAAUUAUAUUGUUUUACGAUUAAACAAAAUAACUCAUACCGUUUAUAUAGGUAAUAUAUUAUUUAGUAAUAUAAAAUGUAUUAAUUUAUAAUUUAAUAUAAUAUAAUAUAAUUUAAUAAUUUAUCAAUAUUAUUAUUACAUACGAGUUGGACAUUAAAAUUAAAAGCAGGAAAGCAUACAAAUAAAAAAACAGAGUAAUACGCGUCAACCAGUAAACAGAUGGGAAUUAAAAUGUUGAAAAUAACGAAAUGAUUUACAGUGUUAAUAAAUAGUGAUAAUGAAUAGCUAUGUUUAUUAAAAAAAAUUUCAUAAAGGUUUAUGAACUUUUGCUAAUUAAUAUACAUUAUUAUAAAUUGUACGCGUGCGCUAAUCAUUAUAUUCCGGUUAGCAAUAAUAAUAAUUGUGGGAUAUAUUUAUUACCUAAUAUAUACCUAUGCAGUUUGAAGGACAAACAAAAAUAAAUCGCUUUUUAUUUAAUAGUAAAUUUAACAAACUUCAUUGCAGCAGCAAUCGGUUUAUACGCAUUUGUUUAUUUAUUUAUUUGAGUCUCCCUUUAAAAUGCAAUGACUGUUUCAAAUGCAAAUGCGAAAAAAUGUUUAAAAAAUGAUCAUGUACAUUGUAUUCGUUUGAUUUGCUCGCAGUUGACAAAUACAAUAGACGGACGUGUUAAUAUUCAAAGUAAUCAAAAGUAAAAAAAAAUAUUAGUCAUCGCAAUUACCUACAAAAUAAACCAUACUAUUAUCAAAUAUAUCUAGUAUUUACCCACGACCGUAUAGGCACAUUUUGAGAUGUGUUUACGUUUUUAACGCGCUUUCGUAAAAACACAUUUACAGCACAUUGGAAAUUCGAGUUGCGCACUCACUUUACAUUUUGUGCGUACACUCUGGGCUCUAAAACACAUUAUUUUAGGUCCUGCUGAGCAAGUGCAAACUAUGGAAUGGAAUUGAAUAUAAAAAAAAAAACUGCUUUUUGCUAAGUCUCGAAAGAUUUUAAUGCCCACAUAAAAUGUAGCGUCUGGGGCCAAUACUUCCACCUGGACACCACUCAAUGUUUUCCUGUUAUUUGAUGAAUAUUAUCAUUUCCGUUUUUACAUGAAUGUGUGUUUCUGCCGCAGGUUUGGUGUGUAUACAGAUAUUGCGAGUGACGGCAGUCGACGAUCAAGUGGACAAAAAACUUUGGCUGAUGGACUCGUUCGAGGAUUACAAACAUCCCGGCUCGUCCCGGAUCGAACGGAGCGAUCAAUUGGAAACCGUGGGCGACGUAGUAAUGAAUGAACACGGUGCGUACCCGAAGAUCAUCAGACGUGGGUUUGCAGGAGAAGAAUUUUUCUUGAAGGCAUCAAAAUCGGUACCUAGGAUCGGUCGCAGGAACAACGACAUUAAAGAAUCGCCCAAAAGAUCGCUGAACAAAGUACGUACCUACACAUAUAAUAAACAGGGUGAUUUUUUUUCACCCCAGUUAGCGAUUAUAUUAUAGCCAUACAAAAAUGUUUAGUUAAUAGUUUGAUUUUAGAGGGGGGGGGGGUUGUUUUUCUGACAUUAAACUAUAAUAAUUUAUAGAAUCGUUUUAUAAGCGUACCGCGAUUAGGUAUAUUUUAUAGAGACGCGGUGUUUAUUUAUUUGAAACAUUUUUCGAAAUUCCCAACAAUACCCCAAUUUUCGUAUAAUCCAACUUGACGUUUUCAUGUAUUUUUCGAAAAAUUACGGGGAGAAAUGAAACAGCUUGCCCCUCCUUCGGACGCCUAUUACGAUCAAAAUUGGUAUUUGAAAAUGAGUAUCUAGAUAUACUCGAUACUGAAUGCGUCUAUUCAAGUAUAUACGCCAACGCGAGGAUACUCAAUACUUUCCCGGAUUUCGGGAAGACGCGAAAUUGUAUCUGCGAUACCUAUACUAUUCAAUCCUGUAUACCAUGAUAAAUAUCAUAGGUACUAAGCAAUUGACGAUAUGUGAUACCUAUAGUUUGUAUUUUGCGAUAGUUGCGAAAUCAUAUCCACCGUGAUGUUAUAGUAACAUUUAUCGCUGUACCGGGUUUUAGAUGGAAUACAUUAUAAUAUUAUGUUAUUGAUAAAAUGUUUGUGUUGCUUGUGCAUAAUAGGACCAUGUAAACGCGGUUGAAAAUUGGCUGAGCUCGCAUCAGACGGGUGACGUCAACGAUUCGGCCGGAAAACACGACUUCGAGUUGCCGUACGGUUGUCAACAACUGGAUGCCAAAACGAUUUUCCUGGUGGACUUGAACAAUUUCGUGUGCAACGAUCAGUUCUACUGCUGUGCACCGGCCAAGCGCGCCAUAGCCAACUCGCGGAACGCCAAUUACUUGUGAAAGUGCUCCCGUCAACGCCUAGUCGAUUUUAGAUUUUUUACAACACUUUGAUACGGGAACGCAUUUUAUAUUUUGUCAUUUAUUUUAUUUUCGAUUAUAUAAACGGUAUUAUGGUUUAAAACAAACAAAAAAAGUAAUAAUAAUAAUCCAGUACAAUGUGCAACGUCAUAAAAAUAUAUUAUACUAUGUCUGGUGUCCACGUA
Messenger RNA from Cinara cedri, 6002 nucleotides. The record is from the annotation of a GenBank genome assembly. NCBI's taxonomy places the organism in Eukaryota, Metazoa, Arthropoda, Insecta, Hemiptera, Aphididae.